CUCCGCUUCUCUUGCAGAACUUCGAAGUCCGAGGAACGGGAACUCGCUCCAUCCUCAAAAUCCACUCUGCCCAGCAAGCUGCGAAGCUCGAGCGGCCAAACCAAGAGCGACCCAAGAGAGAAUGGGCAGCAGACUGGGGCGACGGGUCGUCCACUUCGCGAACCUGCCCAUCAAGCUCCUGAUGCCGACCUCCUUCACCAACAUCACCGAGAUCGCGCUCAAGACCAUCCCGUCGGCAUCCAAGAUCGAGAUCAAGCGCGUCCUCGAGUCCCUCUACGGCUUCGAGGUCGACAAGGUCCGGACCCUCAACAUGGAGGGCAAGAAGAAGAAGCGGGGCGGGCUGCUGGUCGCGAAGCCCGACUACAAGAAGGCCUACGUCACGCUCCGGAGCCCGCUCUCGGUCUCCCCGGACCUGUUCCCGAUCCGGGUCGUCGAGGAGGACAGGCGGAGCGCGAACAAGAAGGGCGGGUCGAGCAUGGUCGAGGAAGGCGAGAGGAAGAGGCACUGGCUGGACGGGGAGGAACGGGAGAGGAGGAAGCGGGAGAAGGAGUUUGGGGAGAGGGUCAGAGGAGGGAAUGGUGCCAAGUUCCCUUGGAGUUUCAUGAAGUCUGGUAGGUAGAAGUGUUUUUUUUUUUUUUUGGGGGGUUGGGAUUUUCUUGGGAGUUUUUCCAGGUGUUGUGGUUAGUAGUGUAACCAUCAGUUUACAACAUAACUUGGUGGCAUUUGGUACUUAUAAUAAUCUCUUCUUCCAUUCAAUGAUAUAUUUUGAAUCAUUGUUGCCAA
Messenger RNA from Eucalyptus grandis, 783 nucleotides. RefSeq lists its product as uncharacterized. The transcript has a single exon. The record is from RefSeq and is a predicted model, not a curated record. Gene Ontology annotation, biological process: mitochondrial translation. Gene Ontology annotation, molecular function: structural constituent of ribosome. Gene Ontology annotation, cellular component: mitochondrial large ribosomal subunit; ribosome. NCBI's taxonomy places the organism in Eukaryota, Viridiplantae, Streptophyta, Magnoliopsida, Myrtales, Myrtaceae. Bases 122 to 619 code for a protein of 165 amino acids.